GGCGCCGUCGUCGUCGAGGUCGAGCAGGACGACGGCCUCGUGGGCGUGGGCUGCACCGUCGGCGGCGAGGCGGUCUGCGUCGUCGUCGAGGAGCACCUCGCCAAAUUCGUCGAGGGCCAGUCCGCGAGGAACAUCGCGCACGUCUGGGACCGGUGCUGGCGCGGCCAGACGGCGCAGGGCCGCCGGGGCCUGGGGCUCCACGCCCUCUCCGCCGUCGACCUCGCGCUCUGGGACCUGCUGGGCAAGAUCACGGGCGAGCCCUGCCACGUGCUGUUAGGCGGCAUGACGACGGCGCGCGUGCCGCUCAUCGCGGCGACGGCGCGGCCGGAGCUCGCGCGGCGCCUCGGCUUCAAGGGCGCCAAGGUCGCGUUGCCCCGGGGCCCGGAGGCCGGCGACGCGGGCCUGCGGGAGAACGCGGAGGCCGUCCACGCGUGGCGCCGCUCCGUGGGCCCCGACUUCCCGCUCGUCGUCGCCGGCGGCGGCCGCUUCGACGCGGCCUACGCGGCCGCGCUCGCGAAGCGCUGCGAGGCCGACGGCGUCGCCUGGUUCGAGGACUGCGUCCCGCCCGACGAGCCCGCGGCGCGGCGCGCGCUGAGCCGCAAGCUCGAGCGCCUCGGCGCGGUCCACGGCGCGGGAAGCCGCGAGGCGACGCGCUGGGGCUUCGACGCGCUCGCGGACCAGGGCGUCGGCGUGCUCGCGCCCGACGUCUGCCGCUGCGGCGGGGCCUCGGAGUUCCUCAAGAUCGCCGCGCUCGCGCGCGCGCGCGGCGUCGCCGUCGCGCCGUCCGGCGGCGGCGUCUACGCCUACGGCCUCGCCAUGGCGCUGCCCGACGUCCACGUCGCCGAGUGCGCCCUCGGCGAGUCCGGGGCACCCGCGCCCUUCUGGGGCGACCUCCUCGCGGGCGAGCCGCCGCCCGCGGACGGCUACGUCGCGCUCCCGCGCGCGCCGGGCUGGGGCGUGGCGCUCAAC
Messenger RNA from Aureococcus anophagefferens, 969 nucleotides. RefSeq lists its product as hypothetical. Lineage: Eukaryota; Pelagophyceae; Pelagomonadales; Pelagomonadaceae. The annotation marks the transcript as partial. The transcript has a single exon. The record is from RefSeq and is a predicted model, not a curated record. Gene Ontology annotation, biological process: carbohydrate catabolic process. Gene Ontology annotation, molecular function: hydro-lyase activity; magnesium ion binding.